Molecule: messenger RNA, 951 nt
Organism: Trypanosoma cruzi
Lineage: Eukaryota; Euglenozoa; Kinetoplastea; Trypanosomatida; Trypanosomatidae
Exons: 1
Coding region: 1-951 (316 amino acids)
Cellular component (GO): membrane
Source: RefSeq, a predicted model, not a curated record
AUGGACGCCAUGAGGAGUGGUGAACGAGAGAAUUUUGAUGAUUCCUUUGUGGAGGAUAUUCUCCACAGUCGAUCACUGCGGAACCAGCUAGAGACGCCGCUCAUCAAGAACAGCACGAAGAACAUUUCUGCGUUUGCGGCAGCUGCACCACAGGAGGCUGAAAACUCCCCCGAUGCUGCGAGCUCUGGCCGUCAGAAGUCUCCCAGGGUGUCAGGCAGCGGAGAGAGCGAAUCCUCGUUACGCGGCUCUCGAAGGGUUCUUCAGUCUCUUUUUGGUUAUGCUCUUAUAUUUAUAAACUUUACCUUUAUUAUGGCGUCUAUGCUGCUUGUCAUGUCCGGUAUUGUUGCUCGUCAGAACGCAGCGGUUCGUCUCUGUGAACCGUGUGGUCAAAUUGCGAUGUCUGCCCUUGUUUUUGGGAUUAUUCUUUGUCUUUUUACCAUCCUUGGGUUUAUGUGGAUACGCCAGCGGCAAAUGAUGUUUUUGCUGGUAUAUGUUGGUUAUCUUGUUGUGUUAUUUAUAGCCCUAUUUGCACUUAUUAUAGCAGCUGCUGUCUAUGAUCGGGACACACGGGUUUCCGUGAUGGAUCCCAGCAAGUUUUUGGACGCAUGGAAGCGCGGCGUCAAUAAUACAAAGACAGGUCGAAACCAUGAUAUUUGUUUACUACAAGAGCGUUUCAAUUGCUCCGGCUUUCGUGACGGUUGCUGCGUUGCCGGGGUAUGCUACGAUGCAAUUGACCCACCUGAGUGGGUUGAUGCUGUCUGUCCCUUGUGUCCAUCCUUCCCUCCCAUGUCUCCGGUAGUCUGCACUGACGUUGUUUACUCCACAGUGCGGAAGAACUUGAGUGGAUUUUUGGUAAUCAGCAUUUUUUCAAUGGUGCUUGUAGUUGUAGGAAUCCUUUUUGCGUUACUUUCAAGGAGCGCAAACCGCUUGAUGAUGUCUGGCGGAGUGUGA